This is a messenger RNA of Micromonas commoda, 1341 nucleotides long. It is a transcript of the gene AMY4, whose product is annotated as glycoside hydrolase family 13 protein. The coding region runs from base 49 to 1341 and encodes 430 amino acids. Gene Ontology annotation, molecular function: alpha-amylase activity; calcium ion binding. The transcript has a single exon. NCBI's taxonomy places the organism in Eukaryota, Viridiplantae, Chlorophyta, Mamiellophyceae, Mamiellales, Mamiellaceae. The record is from RefSeq and is a predicted model, not a curated record. Gene Ontology annotation, biological process: carbohydrate metabolic process.
AUGAUUCCCCCGCCGCCGUCCGUCGCCGUGCCCCCGCCCGUCACCCCCAUGGGCGAGGGCGCGGAGAUCAUGCUGCAAGGGUUCAACUGGGAGUCGUGCAACAGCGGCGUCAAGUGGCACAACGUCAUCGCCAACGAGGCGAGGAGCAUUCGAGACGCCGGGUUCACCGCGGUUUGGCUGCCGCCCCCCACAAAAUCGGUAUCCGACCAGGGAUACCUCCCGAGCGAUCUCUACAACCUCAACUCGUUCUACGGGAGCGAGGGCGAGCUCCGGGGGUGCAUCCGCGCGCUCAAGGACGUUGGCGUCUGCCCCGUCGCGGACAUCGUGAUCAACCACAGGUGCGCCGAGGCGCAGAGCUCGGACGGGCGGUGGAACAUCUUCACCGGGCGCAUGGCCUGGGACCAGCGGGCGAUCACCACGGAUAACCCCGAGUACGGCGGUCAGGGCAACGGCGGCACCGGCGAGGACUACGGCCCGGCGCCCAACAUCGAUCACACCCAAGAUUGGGUGCGCAACGACAUCAAGGAGUGGCUGCACUGGAUGAAGAACGACAUCGGGUUCGGCGGGUGGAGGUUCGAUUUCGUCAAGGGGUACGCCGGUCACUUCACCGGCGAGUACGUGGGCGACACGAUGCCGUACGUCUCCGUCGGCGAGCACUGGGUGUCGUGCAACUACAACCACUCGCACCUCGAGUAUAACCAGGACUCGCACAGGCAGUCCACCUACGACUGGUGCAACAGCACCGGGGGUAACACCGCCGCCUUCGACUUCACCACCAAGGGGAUCCUCCAGGAGGCUGUGCGGAACCGAGAGUACUGGCGCCUCAGCGACUCGCAGGGGAAUCCCGCGGGCUUCUGCGGCAGCUGGCCCACGCACGCCGUCACCUUCCUCGAGAAUCACGACACCGGCUCCACCCUGCAGCACUGGCCCUUCCCCACGGAGCGCUUGCCCGAGGGGUACGCGUACAUCCUCACGCACCCCGGCACCCCCACGGUUUUUUACGAUCACUGGAAAGAUCACGCGCUCCAGGAAGACAUCCAGCGGCUGAUCGACAUCCGCCGAAGGGUCGGGCUCAAGUGCAACGCGGCGGUGCAGAUCCAGAAGGCUGAGGACGGCUGCUACGCGGCGCACGUGGGCCAUCCCGCCGUCGGCGUCGAGCGGGGGGCGUGCAAGGAGAUCGACAUGUCCAAGCCGAGCCUGUGCAUGAAGCUCGGGCCCGCGGAUUGGAGCCCGAACCAGGGGCGCGUGGGGGAUACCAAGUGGAAGGUCAUGGCUAGCGGUGACGGGUGGGCGGUGUGGGAGAACGUUCGAUUCCUCUCCGCCGAACAACGGUCUCGUUAG